AUGCGCUCGCUCGUCGCCGCCGCGGCCGCGGCCGCCGCGUGCUCGAGCUCCCACGCGCUCGAGGGCCCGCGGCACCUCCUCGCGCGGAGCCGCGGCGUCUCGCGCCGCGGCGUCGCGCUCCGCUGGGCGCCGGCCGUGCGCCGGCGCGGCGGCAGCCUCGAGGAGGACGAGGACGAGGACGAGUCCGACGACGAGGACGAGGACGACUUCGAGGACGACGACGACGAGAUCGACGAGUCGGUCUUCGACGAGGAUGUCGAAAUCUCCGAUGCCGACUUCGACGGGGACACCUUCAAGAGUCGGACGCUCAAGUCGUGGGCGGAGACGCCGCCGAUGACGCAGGCCUACGUCGGCGCGUCCCUCGCGCUCACCUGCGGCUCCUUCCUGGCCUUCAACAACCAGUGGCCCGAGUGGCUCCACCUCAACUGGGGCGCCGUCUUCAAGCGCGCGCAGGUCUGGCGGCCCCUCACCGCCUUUCUCUUCUACGGCCCCUUCGGCCUCUCGUACCUGCUGACGAUCCACUUCGUGUGGACGUACAUGGGCACGUUGGAGAAGCUGUCGCACACGGAGCCGUGGGAGUUCCUCGUCAUGAUGGCCUUCGGCGCGGGCUCGCUGCUUUUGGGCGUGGGCCUCGGCGGCAUGAAGACGCACUUCCUCGGGCACAACCUCUCGUGCUUCCUCGUCUACAUCUGGGCGCGGACCUACGAGGGCCAGGAGGUCUCCGUGAUGGAGUUCUUCAACAUCAAGGCGGAGCUGCUGCCGUGGUUCUUCGCGGCGCAGACCUACCUCCUCGAGCACGAGCUGCCGAUCCACGACCUGCUGGGCAUCGCCAUCGGCCACCUCUACACCGUCGCGCGGCAGCGCAAGAUCCUCGGCGCGCCCAAGCCGCUCCAGGACCUGUUCACGAGCAACCCGGCGCUCAUGGCGAGAUACGAGGCCAUGGCGGAGGAGUUCGGAUGAAAGUGUGAGUAAAGGAACAGUGAAGUGUGC
This is a messenger RNA of Aureococcus anophagefferens, 990 nucleotides long. RefSeq lists its product as hypothetical. Gene Ontology annotation, cellular component: endoplasmic reticulum membrane; Hrd1p ubiquitin ligase ERAD-L complex. The coding region runs from base 1 to 960 and encodes 319 amino acids. The record is from RefSeq and is a predicted model, not a curated record. Lineage: Eukaryota; Pelagophyceae; Pelagomonadales; Pelagomonadaceae. The transcript is spliced from 2 exons. Gene Ontology annotation, biological process: endoplasmic reticulum unfolded protein response. Gene Ontology annotation, molecular function: misfolded protein binding; ubiquitin-specific protease binding.